GAGUAAUUACAUUUUGUGCUUAAAUGCAAAAAAUUAACAUCAUACUUUCCUUUAUAAUAAAUGAAAGUGGAAUGGUAUAAUGAACGCAUAGGAAGUAACUUGAAAGUACAAUGUUAUAAUUUGUAUUUUUUUAUUGAACUAGGCAAUAUCCAUAAUGGAAAAACGGGAUUUGCUGACCUAGUAGAUUUCAACCCUCUUCGUGCAACUGAUGUGCAACUGCCAGCUGACGGAACUUUUCUAAUUGCUCAUUCAUUGGCUGAAUCACAGAAAGUUGUAACUGCUGCAACAAACUACAAUAAUCGUGUUGUUGAAUGUUGUUUAGCUUCUAUUUUAUUGGGCAUAAAACUCGGAAUGGAACUUGAAGAGGCAAUUUCAAAAGUGAAAACCAUUUCUGAUGUAGAAGCUUUAUGUGCAUCCUUUUUUGGGGCCCAUGGGUCUUCCAACCCUACCAUUGCUGUUAAGGUAUUCAUUCGGCUACCAAAAAUGAUGACAUGGCACGAGUGUCGCCACGUCAUCAUCUAACUCCUAUAAUAUAUUUAUAUUCGACGUUUUGCUUUAAACGGUAAAAAACAUAUAACUUGGUUGCUAUCUUUGGUUAAAAAUAAAAAAAUAUCUGAAAGAGGAGCCUUAUACAUCUAAUGAAAUUGAGAUAAUCACCGGUAAAAGCUUAGAUUCCAUAAUUUUUUACUCUGCCACUUCACUGGAUGUGAUAAAAGCUGCCACACAUUACAAGUUAUUCCAGGUAACUUCACAAAAUACCAACCUACUUUCUCAUGUAUUCCAUCAGUUAAUUUUUUUUUUACUUUAAAAAACUUUCAUUUGUAAUUAUUUUUUGAAUCACUGUAUAGUUAACAUUUUUUUUUUUGUAAAUUUGUUCUAUCAGAGAGCCUUCCAUGUGUACUCGACAGCGAAACGUGUAUAUGCUUUCAAGGAUGUGGUGUCAUCAAAUUCUGAGAGAGGUUGAAGAACCUUGACGAUCUAAUGAAUGACAAUCACCAUAGUUGCAGUGUUCUAUUUGAGUGCAGGUUUAGGCUUUAUUUUUCCUUUCUAAUUUUUUUUCCUGUUACUCGGUUAUAUCGGUUUAAAUGUUGUUAACAAAAAGCAAAUUAUGGUUGUUACGGGAAGUUUCACCCUUUUUGAUGAUUGUAAUUUCAAUUUCAGAAUUUUAGAAAUUGUAUUUGUUGUGCUUUUUCCGGUUAUAUGUAAUUUGAAUUUCGUAUUGGGGGUUUUCCAAUCUCACAAACAAAUUUCUUCUGUCAA
This is a messenger RNA of Lactuca sativa (garden lettuce), 1260 nucleotides long. The record is from RefSeq and is a predicted model, not a curated record. NCBI's taxonomy places the organism in Eukaryota, Viridiplantae, Streptophyta, Magnoliopsida, Asterales, Asteraceae.